UUUUGUUUUUAGUGCAGCAAUACGAACGUGUCGCAGCUGCAGCAAUGAUGUGCUUAAAAAUAACACGAAUCUGAAAGAGCCAAAAAGGACCAAAAGUCAAAAGAUAUAAAUACAUACAUUAUUUUUGUUUAGCCACUUCCUACUUGAACAUUGAACAUACAUAAGCCUGACACGAUGUACCGUCAGGGACUGAUCCUGCUCUGCAUCGUCGGAAUAAGGGCGAUAAAUCCGUUAGAAAACGAAAUCGCUCAUCCCGAGACCAAAAGCCACCCGAACCCGAAAUUGCCCGCCAGCGAAAUGCCACUUGAACUUGAUAUAUUCAAACUUAUUAAUGUGUCGUCUAAAGACCAAGGAGUAUCUUUGGUGGAAGGACCGAUUGUCAAAUAUCCUGCUUAUAAGUUUCGCUUGCCUUAUGGAAACGUACCUUUGAGCAACUCCAAUAUUGUAACCGAAACCAUGAAUAAUACUAAAGGAUUCACUGCAAUAUUUUUAUAUAGGCAACAAAAAAACAAUUUGGGCACGUUGUUAUCGGUGAAUUCGCCAGGACGAUUGACCCCCUGGUUUCAACUGACGUCGAAUUCGAAAACCGGAAUUUUAACCCUCAAAUACCGGCUGAGGAGCUCGAACAAAUUGAAUCAAAUCGACUGGGGAUUGCCGAGGCAUCACAGGAAAUCGCCGUUGGCCGCUUGGAUAUGGCUUUCUGUAUCCAUGGACUUUCAAGAAGGCCUGAUUCGCCUGGAUUUAGAUUGCACACCCAGUUCCUUUGAGGGUAUUCCAAGCAAAAAAGGACUUCAUUCUACAAUAGGCAUGCCAAAAGAAGCUUUGGUCUAUUUCCGACAAGAGCCUGGUAGAAAGAAGAAGUUUUUAGGCUCAAUGCAAGUGGCUAAAAUUCUACCGUACGUCAGUCACGAACGGCUAUGGAACUGUUUGGAAAUAUCCGCGAAGCUGUCGCCGGAAUUUCAAAAACCACUGUUGUAAACUUAUGAUGCCAAAAUAAACUACGCCUAUGGUUUUUUUGGCUCCGCCCACUGCUCAUUGAUGGAUCAUAAAAGACAGAGGCGUAGUUAAAAGUCUACAGAAUUAUUUUUUCAUUUGAUUACUUACAUUAUAAUAUCUUAAUUGUUAAAACAACCAAAGCAAAAUUAUUAUUAGGACAUUGGCAAUUAAAAAAUCGCACUGUAUACCUAUAAUACUUAGAAUGUUUUAGAUUGUUUUUUUUUUCUAUAUUUCACAUAAAAACAAUAAUAUUUUAACUCUUCUAAUAAUCUUAAGAUUUUUAACUUAGAAUGAUUGAAAAUGACUGUGACUAAAAUGCUGUUGUAGGCAGAAGUAAUAUAAAAAAAAAAUUGCUACGCUCAUGAUUUUAAAGCUCCACCCUCUGGGAAUAGAACCAAAUGAGCUUUGAAUUAGAGAUCUACACUCAUGGUUUUUAAGCUCCACCCAAGAAAAUUCAAAUGUUGAUAUUACUAAAACCUACAAAUUGAUUCGGAAAUGUGAUAUUAUUAACGAAAAAAAAAAACAAGGCAGUUUAAAUAAUUGAAAACUAGUGUUUGUAUGAUUAUUUAUAAGAAUUGCAAUAAAAUUAUUGUACUUAUUUA
Molecule: messenger RNA, 1598 nt
Organism: Ceutorhynchus assimilis (cabbage seed weevil)
Lineage: Eukaryota; Metazoa; Arthropoda; Insecta; Coleoptera; Curculionidae
Source: the annotation of a GenBank genome assembly